Messenger RNA from Prinia subflava (tawny-flanked prinia), 1070 nucleotides. RefSeq names its product nudix hydrolase 7 (gene NUDT7). Gene Ontology annotation, biological process: nucleoside diphosphate metabolic process; coenzyme A catabolic process. The transcript is spliced from 3 exons. NCBI's taxonomy places the organism in Eukaryota, Metazoa, Chordata, Aves, Passeriformes, Cisticolidae. Gene Ontology annotation, molecular function: manganese ion binding; magnesium ion binding; coenzyme A diphosphatase activity. The record is from RefSeq and is a predicted model, not a curated record. Bases 94 to 915 code for a protein of 273 amino acids.
GGGAAAGGGAAAGGGAAAGGGAACGAUCAAGCGCUGGCUGGCGGCGUGGCGUCGCUGCCGGGGCGGGGUCCGGGCAGGGCGCAGGCGGUGACGAUGCCGGAGAUGGCGGCGGAGCGGGAGGAGCAGCCGGGGCCCGGUCGCUGUCCCCGCCCGGGAGCCGCGGCGGGGGAGCGGGGCACGGCCGGAGGGCGCCGGUGCUCCGCUCUGCCCGCUGCUGGGCUGGGGGUCCUGGAGGAGGCCCGGCGCCGCCUGAGGCAGUUCGAUGUCGGGGACAGGUUCUCCCGCUUGCCGCUGCCCAGAGCCGCCGUGCUGCUGCCGCUCGUGGUGCGGGGCGGGCGGCUGCACCUGCUGCUCACCGUCCGCUCCAUGCAGCUGAGAAGAUCACCAGGAGAAGUGUGUUUUCCAGGAGGUAAAAGUGAAGCCACUGAUAAAGAUGAUAUUGACACUGCUCUCCGAGAAGCUAAAGAAGAAGUGGGUCUUCAGCCAGAGAAGGUGGAAGUCAUCUGUAGGCUGAUGCCUGGAAUUGAUAAAAUGAAUAACUUGGUGACACCAGUUGUAGGAUUUAUAGAGGAUACAUUCCAGGCCACUCCUAAUCCAGAUGAAGUGAGCGAGGUUUUUGUUGUGCCUUUGGAAUACUUUGUCAAGCCCUUAAAGUACAAGACCUUCUCUUAUAAAACCUCCUCAGGGUACUCAACUCGGAUACACUGCUUCACAUAUGAUGACCAGGAAGGCAAAAGGUCAUUCAAGAUAUGGGGACUGACUGCACACUUUGCUGUAUUUCUUGCUCUUGUAAUUUUUGGAGAGAGACCUACCUUUGAAGUGGAUUAUGAUCUCGACAACUUAAAUUUGUCCUCCGAGAAAAACUUCAUUAAUUUGUAUGCAUCUAUAUAUGAAAGAAAGAAGAGUAAUCUGUGACAACUUGGUCUGGCAAUUAAUUUCUUUUGAAAGAGGAAAAAGGAGGUUUGUUUAUUUCCUUGGUCCUGUUUUUUGAAAGCUAAACUUGAAUUUCCUCUGAAUUGGGAACUUCAAGUUGACAAUAACUUGAUUAAUAAAUUUUUAAUCUCUUUUAA